UUUAAUAAUGGGGUGCUGCUUUGUAGGUUUUAUUUUUUAAGUCAAGGGUGAAAAGAAUAACCCCCAAUCCCCACAUAAAGACGCGUCAGAACCCUAGAUCUGAGAUGGAAAAGGCUCACAGCGCACUUUGCAAACUGCAAAGAGUCGGGAGAUGUUUGCAGUUGGUUGUGCGAGUGGAGCGCAGGGAGGGAACGAACGCGGCAGGCAGGGUAGGCUUUGGACCUGGGGAGGGGUGAUGCACCGCUCAGUGCAACGUGUAUGCGGUAGCGGGACUGAGAACUUUGAGCCGGCCCCCGGGACUGUCCCCUGCUCGGGUUCCUGACCUGAAGCUAGCGCAGUUAGGCAGGUGGGGGAAAUCCCGGAGAAGCUUCUAGUAGCCUCCUUUCCUUUCCUCCUCCUUCGAAGCGCCCACUUUGGUGCCGGGGCGCCCUCCACCCAUCGGGAAGAGGGGCCUCGAACCCUCGGUCGCGCUGCCUCCGCCUCCUGCGCGGAGACGUAACGGGGGACCCGUGCGUAACGGCUGACGCGCUGGAAUCCUCCGUCUGACGCGGGGCACGCACGGCGCGCGGCGCCCCCUUCGUCCGCCCCGCCCCUGACGUCCCGGGAGCGUUCUAUUUUGGAACGCCGGGGCCACGUUGCUAAGGGAGGGGGUAGCCCGGCAUUUCUAUUGGCCGCCGGGGCGCGGGCCUUGGCCAAUCAGCGUUCUCUUCCUAUUUGUAGAGUGCAGUUUCCUUCCCCCUCUCUGUCCCCGGAACCCGUGGUUCUUUGGCGGCUGGGUCUCUUUUCGGCACCUCUAGAAAGGCAGAGCGAGGGGAUCCCUGUCUUGACAAGAGCGGCUUUCUGCGAUCCAAUGGAUCUGCGAGGCCCUUGCAGGGAUCUGGUCCCUGGGCUCUCAGGAGCAGGGAGUGUCUGUCUGUGUGCCGGCAUUUCUUGGGGAGAUACGGUGGCUGUCACCCUCUUCUCCAGGCACACAGAGACACGCUCCCACUCUGUCUGCUCCGGAUGCCCGGUCCCUGCGGUGUGUCCCAAGACCUGACUAGAACCGGGAACGAAAGGGCAACCAGCCAGGUGGUCUCCAGGAGCUCCGCCCCCUCUGGGUUCCCAGGACGCUGAUUGGCCGGCGAGCCAGCCCAUCCCUCACCACGCCCCCCGAGAGAGUAGUUAAGCCUUCAGAGCAGUGCCCGGAGUCCAUUUACGGGAGGGGGGAGAUGAGCGCUGCUGAGGCUUGGGGGCUCAGGUCCCGAACCAUCGUCCUCCGCGACAAUCUGAGGGAGGCCCGGUGGUUACUUUUCUCUACCUGUCCGUUCACCCUACCCCGUGACUCGUCAGUCGCACUCUGAAAAGAGACAGUAACUUGAAACGUUGUUCUAAACUCCUAGGCCCGUCCCCCAAACAUCCUUUUUACUGGGACCCCCGCCCCUGCAUGGGACCUCGCGCAGAGGGGUGUGUGUGUGUGUGUGAGUGUAGAGAAAGGCUUGGCCUAAGGCCUCUCCUUCUCCCUCCCCUUGUCUCUGGGGUGGGGGUGGGGUGUUGUGGCUGUGUGUGUGGCUGUGGCUCCGUCCCGGGGGUUCUGUCAUCCGGCUGUGUCCAGCCUCCUCUCCACCCCCCACACCUAAGAGUCACCAAGCCGGGGUGUGAUUCACCACCCGCUGGAACCGUGCAACCUUUCCCCGAGGAAGAAGGAGGAGGAGUGCGCCGGUCUCGGGGAAAUGCCCGGUUCCUUCGUGCCCACGGUCACCGCGAUCACAACCAGCCAGGAUCUCCAGUGGCUUGUGCAACCCACCCUCAUCUCUUCUAUGGCCCAGUCCCAGGGGCAGCCACUGGCCUCCCAGCCCCCGGUCGUUGACCCCUACGACAUGCCGGGAACCAGCUACUCCACACCAGGCAUAAGUGGCUACAGCAGUGGCGGAGCAAGUGGCAGUGGCGGGCCUUCCACCAGCGGAACCACCAGUGGGCCUGGGCCUGCCCGCCCAGCUCGAGCCCGGCCUAGGAGACCCCGAGAGGAGACGCUCACCCCAGAGGAAGAGGAGAAGCGAAGGGUGCGCCGGGAACGAAAUAAACUAGCAGCAGCUAAAUGCAGGAACCGGCGGAGGGAGCUGACCGACCGACUCCAGGCGGAGACAGAUCAGUUGGAGGAAGAAAAAGCAGAACUGGAGUCGGAGAUCGCCGAGCUCCAAAAGGAGAAGGAACGUCUGGAGUUUGUGCUGGUGGCCCACAAACCGGGCUGCAAGAUCCCCUACGAAGAGGGGCCCGGGCCGGGCCCGCUGGCGGAGGUGAGAGAUUUGCCGGGCUCAGUGCCGGCUAAGGAAGAUGGCUUCAGCUGGCUGCUGCCGCCCCCGCCACCACCGCCCCUGCCCUUCCAGACCAGCCAAGACGCACCCCCCAACCUGACAGCUUCUCUCUUUACACACAGUGAAGUUCAAGUCCUCGGCGACCCCUUCCCCGUUGUUAACCCUUCGUACACUUCUUCGUUUGUCCUCACCUGCCCGGAGGUCUCCGCGUUCCCCGGCGCCCAGCGCACCAGCGGCAGUGACCAGCCUUCCGAUCCCCUGAACUCGCCCUCCCUCCUUGCUCUGUGAACUCUUUAGACACACAUAACAAACAAACACACGAGGGAGAGAGACUUGGAAGAGGAGGAGGAGGAGGAGGAGGAGGAGAGAGAGGGGAAGAGACAAAGUGGGCGUGUGGCCUCCCUGGCUCCUCCGUCUGACCCUCUGCGGCCGCUGCGCCAUGCCAUCGGACAGGAGGAUUCCUUGUCUUUUGUCCAGCCUCUUGUUUCUGUGCCCCGGCGAGGCCGGAGAGCUGGUGACUUUGGGAGCAGGGGGUGGGAAGGGGAUGGACACCCCCAGCUGCCUGUUGUCUCUCUGACGUCAACCUAAGCUCUGGGGAUGGGUGGGGAUGGGGGGGGGUGACGCCCACCUUCGGGCAGUCCUGUGUGAGGAUGAGGGGACUGGGUGGGAGGUGGGCUGAGGGGGCGGGCUGGAGUCCUCUCCAGAGAGGCUCAACAAGGAAAAAUGCCACCCCCCACCCAGCGUCUCCUACACCCACCCUUUUAGGGGGUGCCUACGUUGGUUUCCCCUGUACUCCCGACUUUAGCUUAUUUAUCCCACAUUUCCAUGGGGUUAGAUCCUCUUUCCCUCUGGGCAGAAUUGAGCCCCCCCUUAAAGGGAAUUCGAUGCCCUCCCAGAAUAAUCUCACCCUGACCAGACUUCUUUUGAAAUGUGAACGUCCUUCCCUGACUGUCUAGCCACGCCCUCCCAGGAAAACUGGCUCUGAUUGGAAUCUCUGGCCUCCUAAGGCUCCCCACCCCGAAAUCGGCCCCCAGCCCUGUUUCUGAUGACAGUGUUAUCCCAAGCCCCUGGCCCCUGCCAGCCGACCCUCCUGGCCUUCCUCCUUGGGCCGCUCUGAUUUCAGGCAGCAGGGGGUGCUGUGAUGCCGUCCUGCUGGAGUGAUUUAUACUGUGAAAUGAGUUGGCCAGAUUGUGGGGUGCAGCUGGGUGGGGCAGCACCCCUCUGGAGGAAUAAUGCACCCCACUCCCUAAAGCCUCUCCUCAGUCUCCUCUCCAUCCAUCCCCCUUCUCCCUCCCCUCAACAGUGAGUUAGACUCGAGGGGGGGUGACCGAACUGAGAAGGGGAUGGCAGUCCUCCAUCUAUGUGGCCUCUCUCUCUCUCCUCAGGACCCUCAGCCCUAAGCCCUGGCCUUUUUCUUCAAGGCCCCUGACCCAUCCCCAGCCUAGGACGCCACCUUCUCCCAUCCCUUGGCCCCCCCACAUCCUCUCUAGGAAGGGAGCAAGGGGGUGUGACAUUUUUUUCCGGAGAAGAUUUCAGGGCUGAGGCUUUAGUACCCCUAAACCCCCAAUAUUUUUGGACUGGCAAACUCAUGGGGCUGGAAUCUCACGAUCCCAUGCCCAAGUGCCCCCAGCCCCAACCCUGGUUUUAGCUCUUCCACCCCCGCCGUUCCCUGCGCUUCAUCUCAUGAGGAUUUCUUUAUGAGGCAAAUUUAUAUUUUUUAAUAUCGGGGGGGGUGGGCCAUGCCGCCCUCCAUCCGUGCUGCAUGAAAAACAUUCCACGUGCCCCUUGUCACGAGUCUCCCAUCCCGAUCCCAGACCCAUUCCGUAGCUAUUUAUCCCUUUCCUGGUUUCUGAAAGGCAAUUAUAUCUAUUAUGUAUAAAUAAAUAUAUUAUAUAUGGGUAUGUGUGUGUGCGUGCGCGUGUGCGUGAGUGUGUGAGCGCUUCUGCAACCUCGGCCUAGAUCAUGUUGGCCCUCCAAGCGAGCCAUUGAAUUGGAAACGCUUCUAGGAAACUCUGGCUGGCUCAGCCUGUCUCGGGCUGACCCUUUUCCGAUCGUCCCGGCCCCUCUGAUCGUUCCUGACGGUCUCCUUCCUUCCGUCUUUUCUCCUCACCCAUGUUCAUCUGACCAUUUCCACCUGUCUCCUUUGUGACUGUCCCUGCGGACGCCCCAGCUGUUGUCUGACUCUGGGUUCACUGAGGACAUGAGAUUUUACUUUCUGUGAGGAAGCCCGAGGGAUCGUAGAUUUUUACAAUCUGUGAGAAUUCUGGGUGCGAGUGUGAGAAUGUGAGCAGGGCCUGCCCCUGCCAAUCACAAUUCAGCGAAUCCCUGGCCCCCCCCCACCCCCUGCUGUAUUUGUGGUUCUCUUUUUAUAUUUUGCACCUGACCCCGGGGGGAGGCUGGGGCAGACUGGCGAUGGGCCGUCCCCUCUCCCUUGGUUCUGCACUGUUGCCAAUAAAAAGCUCUUUAAAAACGCA
Messenger RNA from Saimiri boliviensis boliviensis (Bolivian squirrel monkey), 4765 nucleotides. The record is from RefSeq and is a predicted model, not a curated record. NCBI's taxonomy places the organism in Eukaryota, Metazoa, Chordata, Mammalia, Primates, Cebidae.